This is a messenger RNA of Bursaphelenchus xylophilus (pine wood nematode), 2511 nucleotides long. Lineage: Eukaryota; Metazoa; Nematoda; Chromadorea; Rhabditida; Aphelenchoididae. The record is from the annotation of a GenBank genome assembly.
AUGCACCGCAUUCUCAUUCUUUGCCUAACAUUCUGGACGGCCAGCUCGUCCACUCUGCUGAUUCCAUGCGGCCUCGAUUGGCGGGUGAAGGAGUUGUGGGGCCAGGUGGUGGGCGAAUUCAGAUGUGUGCACAACAAUUUCAUGGUCAAAAGACACGAUGCUGGGACGAAGGAGCCAAUCAUGUUCACCUUGGACGCCAGCGAAGAGGAAUGCCCGAGGAGGUGAGGAAAUUUGGGUGUUGAAAUUAUGGCCAAAUUUUGAUCGUUUUCAGACUUGGGCAGACAAUUCAAGUCCGAAUUCGCGAUCAGAUCCUCUUCAAAAUGGCGAGGGUGAAUCAUCAUAUGUGGGAGUUGGAAAAUGGUAAGAAACAAAGUAAAAUUGAAAUAAAAAAUUUAUUUUUUAUAUUUUUUUAGCCAAUUUUAAAAAAUUUCAAAAAUGUCAAAAAAAUUUUUUUUUAACACCUACCAUUUUGUAAAGAAUUUUUUUUUGUUACAUGGCCUACAGUGACGGACCUGAUCCAGUGGCAAAAAACGUAACAUUUUGGAUCCGGGAGGUAUCAAAAAUGUGGCAAAAUACCUCCCUCUCCAAGUAAAAAACCUCCGGUUUCAAAAGCGCGCCCGCUCUUUUUGUGAGGGAGCCCUUCGAAACGAAGUUUUUUCACUUGGAGAGGGAAGCAUUUUGCCACAUUUUUGAUACUUCCCGGAUGCAAAAUGGCACGUUUUUUGCCACUGGAUCCUUCACUGUAAUUGGAGAUUGUAAAAAGGUUAUCUUGAAGAAGAUUGGACAUUUUUUAAAGCCCGUUUUAGGGAAAUCGGAUAUUAUUUUAGUGAAUUUUUGGCAGAAAAAACGAUUUUUUUGAAAUUUAGGCCGGUUUUUUUAGGGAAGCAUUUUGCCAAGAGCUCUAUAGUUUUAAGGGUACCUACGAAGGCUGUGACGACUCAUUUAGUUCCAUACGGAGGCAAUAAGUUUAGUUCCGGACAUGUUUCAUCGUAUAAAGUGUAAAAUCACAGGCUGCAGGCCGUUUUUUAGGGGUAAGAUGGUACGUAAAAAAGAAGAUACCUCACUAACUAAAUCCACUGUCCGGGCAUUGAUAACGAUGAAUUGAGCGUGUACGCGCUAAAUUUGGGCUAAUUCCGACCAGCUUCCGCAAAGUUAUAAUUUAAGGCCAAAAUAAGGAACUUUUACCAAAAAAAAACAAAAAAAUAAUUUUCAGAAUUCGGGCGCCACAUAAUUAUGGGAAAUCACAUUGGGGUUAUCCUCCGCGACACUUCGGUGACGAUCAUGGCCAGAGAGAACUUCACCUUGAGCCAUAACUUCCAAUUGGUUGAAAAACAAGUUUUCGAUUUCGAUAUCCGCGUCCGAUUUCCGGCCUGCAAGACCAUCAUCUCCGUGGUGAGGCUUUACCUUAUUUUGGCGUACAAAUCGUUUGAUUUGAGAUCUAAAUUGUAUGUAUUUUCAGCCAAUUGGGAUUUUUGCGGCUCAAGAAUCGGAUAAUUACCGGAUGCUGAUCGUGUGCCUUAUUUUGACGGGGGUGUAAGUUUACAAUUCAAUUGGACUUUUUUGAGGUUUUUGAAGGCCUCUGGCAAUCUGUAGACACGACUUUAUGGUGGUGUCUACAGCCCAUUUUAAAAUUGUAUUUUUGGGUAGGACCCUAUUUUUUGGGAUAUUAUUUUUUACCGAAAAGCCUUCAGGCCAUCUUCAAAGAUCACUUUAAUAAAUUUCGUUCGCAUCUAAUCACAAAAAUUUUCCGUUUUUUGACUAAAAAUCGACGCUCAAUGCUCAAAUUUUCUUCAAAUUCAUCAUGCAAAGUUAAACAGGCCCACAUACCAAUCUACAGAAAUUUCAGCUCUCAAUCUCAUGAAGCCGCUGAGAUAUUCAAUUCUCUUUGCAAACGAGGGAUUGUUAAAAAUGAGGAGAGCGUCAGACAAAAAUAAUCGUCUCUGACAAUCUCCUCGUCUUUUACAAUCUCUCGUUUGCAAAGAGAAUUGAAUAUCUCAGCGGCUUCAAGAGAUUGAGAGCUGAAAUUUUUAUAGAUUGGUAUGUGGGCCAGUUCAACCUUGCAUGGUGAAUUUGAAGAAAACCUGAGCAUGGCGCAUCGAUUUUUUGUCAAAAAACAGCAAAUUUUUGUGAUUAGAUGCGAACGAAAUUUAUUAAAGUGAUCUUUGAAGAUGGCCUGAAGGCUUUUCGGUUAAAAAAUAUCUCAAAAAAUAGGGUCCUUGAGAAACCCAAAAACACAAUUUUAAAAGUUUUUUUUUUGUUAUUUCCCAGUGGCCGAAAAAUUUUUUUUAAACAUUUUUUCGGCUCGUUAAUUUUUCUCUCACAAAUCAUAUUUUAUCUCAUUUCAGAGCCAUAAUUGCCAUUUCGUUCUUUGUGUGCAUGUUAAUGUGCUGUUGCAACAAUCAAAAGCCGCCUGUUCAGGUGUCCGAAUCGACCGAAGACCCCGAAUCGGUCGUUACAACCUCGGAGAGGAGCUCAAAAUCUUCGAAGAAGUGCUCCAAGACCUCAACUUAA